Messenger RNA from Silurus meridionalis, 1087 nucleotides. It is a transcript of the gene vta1, whose product is annotated as vesicle (multivesicular body) trafficking 1. Gene Ontology annotation, cellular component: multivesicular body. The transcript is spliced from 8 exons. The record is from RefSeq and is a predicted model, not a curated record. Gene Ontology annotation, biological process: late endosome to vacuole transport via multivesicular body sorting pathway. Bases 80 to 976 code for a protein of 298 amino acids. Lineage: Eukaryota; Metazoa; Chordata; Actinopteri; Siluriformes; Siluridae.
CUUCCUGAGUGUUCAGACCCGGAAGUGACUGACAGGGUGGGUUUGUUUGUGUGUGCUGUCAGGUUCGGUUUGGGUCAGUAUGGCGGUUCCACCUCAGUUGAAGGCCAUCCAGCAUCAUUACAGGACCGCGCUGGAGCAUGACAAGAGAGACCCGGUGGUGGCGUAUUACUGUCGCCUUUACGCCAUGCAGACGGGGAUGAAGCUGGACAGCAAAACCCCCGAAUGCCGCAAGUUUCUCGUGAAGCUCAUGGACCACCUGGAGAAGAUGAAGCAAGAGCUCAGCAGCAACGAAUCCAUUUCCCAGGAGAUUGUGGGAAAUGCCCAUAUCGAGAACUACGCCUUAAAAAUGUUCCUCUAUGCUGACAACGAGGAUCGAUCAGGCCUUUUUCACAAGAACAUGAUCAAGUCCUUCUACACCGCGAGCCUCCUGUUCGAUGUGCUGUCUGUGUUUGGCGAGCUGUCAGAGGAGAACAUUCAGCAAAGGAAGUAUGCGCGAUGGAAGGCGACUUACAUUCACAACUGCCUGAAGAAUGGAGAGACCCCUCAGUCUGGUCCGAUCGGCAUGGAAGGGGAAGCAUAUGACGAUGAGUUCGGCGCCGUAGCCGGAGGGCCGUCUCCGCCGCACCCCUCCUCCAGUGCGGAUCCGACGGACGGAGGACCGGCGUCUAUGCCUCCACCCAACUACAACACCGUCCAAGUUCCUCCCGGCUCUCACGCUCCAGCCAACACACCCGCAGAUCUUCCUCAUCCAGCAGAACCCAUGAAACCAGUCCCUGUUCCCCGGACCGUAGCUGCGGUUGAGCCCACGCCCAUCAGCACCAGUCAACAAGGCGAGGUGCACCUCACGCCGGAGGACUUCACCCAGGCUCAGAAGUACUGCAAGUACGCCGGCAACGCUCUACUAUACGAAGACGUCUCCACGGCCAUCCAGAAUCUACAGAAAGCCCUCAGGCUUCUAACCAUUGGCAAAGAAUGAGAGCUUUGUGUCUUCCCUUCCUCUCUUUUGCUCCCUCCCUCGCUCGCAUCCUACUAUCACUGAUCUGGCCUUUAUAAACUGUUCAGCUCUCAAUAAAACAUCUGUUCCACA